GGAGAAAUCCAUUGCUGUGCUCUGCACACCCCAUUCUGCUUUGCCAUGGGGAUGAAAGAAUUAGCAGUAUGGAUUGUAAGUCUCUCGGUGGCAUGUGCUUUGAGAGUGUCUCUGAAACCAGCAAGAGCUCCCAACCACAACAACAGAAUCUGUAGCACCUGGGGAAACAGCCAUUUUAAGACCUUUGAUGGAGAUGUCUACCAGUUUACUAGCACCUGUGACUACAACUUUGCCUCUGACUGUCAUAACUCGCUUCCCGAGUUUUCUGUUCACAUCCAGCGGGCAGAUACAGAGGGCAAACUUCUCAUUGAAUCUGUGGUGAUAACCAUCAAAGAUUAUGUCAUCUUCUUGACUAAGGACACUGCUGUUGUCAAUGGGGAAAAAGUCUCCAAUGCCUUCUAUGGACCUAGACUUUUACUGGAAAGAAGCCACAGCUACACCAAGCUUUUUGCUAAGAUGGGGCUCAUUUUCAUGUGGAAUGGCGAAGAUGCACUUAUGGUGGAACUGGACACUGAAUUCCAAAAUCGAACCUGUGGUUUGUGUGGCGAUUACAAUGGAAUUCAAGUGUACAAUGAGUUUAUUUCAAAAGAUGAAUCUUUCACCCCAAUCCAGUUUGGAAAUCAGCAGAGAAUUUACAAACCCAAUGAAAACUGUGAAGAUCCAGUUGAAAUGGAUACUGUGGUGGACUGCAGCAUGCAUAGGGACAAGUGUGAAAUCUUACUGAGUGAGAGUGCUUGGGCAGAUUGCUUGAGUCGCGUGAAUAAAGAAGUCUUCAUUCAGGCUUGCAUGAAGGACAUGUGCAACUGUCCAAACUCUGCGAGUGAUUUCUGCCUCUGUGGCACACUUUCUGAAUUAUCAAGGCAGUGCUCCCAUGCUGACGGCAAACCUGGGGACUGGAGGAGUGACAGCUUCUGUCCCAAGAAAUGUCCAUUCAACAUGAUCUACGAAGAGAGCCAUUCUCCAUGUUUGGAUACCUGUUCUAAUCAGGAUGCCAGCAAACUGUGUGAAGAACAUGCUAUGGACGGCUGCUUUUGCCCCCCAGGAAUGGUUCUGGAUGACCUUUCAAAUACUGGUUGCAUACCGGUCACAGAGUGCAAAUGCUCACUGCAUGACACACAGUUCAACCCAGGAGAGAUCGUCAAGCAGGAGUGUGAGGAAUGCCUGUGUAACGCCGGCAAAUGGAUGUGUAAGAACCUGCCAUGUUCUGCAACCUGCUCUGUGGAAGGUGGAACCCACAUCACCACCUUUGAUGGAAAGUCCUAUACUUUCCAUGGCAACUGCUACUACAUCCUGACAAAGAUUCCUGGAGACAAGGGCUUCACUGUUUUAAUAGAACUAAUUCCAUGUGGCACUCAGCAGCUGGAUGCUUGUAUGAAAACUAUGGUACUUCUGCCAGAUAACAACAGGAACAACGCAUUGUCUUUUAAAGCAGACGGGAGAGUUUUUCAGAAUAAUGCUGAAAUCCACUUACCAUACGUAACAGCCAACAUUAAGAUCUUCAAGCCUUCAUCUUUUCACAUCAUGAUCCAGACAGAGGCUGGCCUUCAGAUUCAACUACAACUGGUUCCCAUAAUGCAAAUUUACAUUGCAUUGGAUCAGUCCAACAAAAAAAAGAUGGAAGGUCUUUGUGGAAACUACAAUGAUGCCCAGGCUGACGAUUUCAUGACAUUCCAAGGAAUAGUGGAGGGCACAGCUGCCUCCUUUGCCAACACAUGGAAAGCCCAGAGCAGCUGCCCAGACCAGAAGGACCACUUGGAAGAUCCGUGUGCCAUCAGUGUGGAGAAUGAACAAUAUGCUGAACACUGGUGUUCUGCACUUCGGGAUGAAAAAGGAGACUUUUUUAAAUGUCAUGCUAUGGUUGACCCUCAAGAAUACUAUAAGAAAUGCAAAUACUCCACCUGCAGCUGUGAGAAGAGUGAAGACUGCUUGUGUGCAGCACUGUCCUCAUAUGUGAGGGCCUGUAUGGCUAAGGGCAUCACCUUGGAAGGGUGGAGAAAGAAUGUCUGUGUUAAGUAUGCAGAAAGCUGUCCUGCUACACAAAUCUUCUCCUAUGGUAUAAAGAGCUGCCCACAGACCUGCCACUCCCUCAGUAUGGGUAGUCAGGCUUGCACUAUGAAUUUCAAACCCGUGGAUGGAUGCUCCUGCCCAGAAGGUUUGUACCAGAAUGACCAAGGGAGCUGUGUGCCCAAGGCAAAGUGCCCAUGCUACCAUAAAGGAGAUUGGGUUAAACCUGGAAAGUCUAUAAUGAUACAAGAUGAAAGAUGCACUUGUGCAAGUGGGAGGAUGCAUUGCCAAGUUUCAGCACGCAUGAUAGAAGAAUCUCUCUGUACUGCUCCAAUGGUCUAUGUUAACUGCAGUAAUGCUAAGCUUGGUACAUCUGGAGUGGAGUGCAGGAGGACCUGUCAUAACAAAGAUGGAAUCUGUUAUGCUGUGGAGUGCCAGUCAGGUUGUGUGUGCCCUUCAGGAAUGAUUGAUGAUGGCAGAGGCAACUGUGUUAAGGAAUUUCAAUGUCCCUGUAUUCACAAUGGAGCAUAUUACUACGAUGGAGCACACAUCAAGGUCAAGUGCAACACAUGCGUCUGUAAGAGUGGUAGUUGGCAAUGUGAAAAUAAGAAGUGCCCCGGAACUUGUACCAUUUAUGGAGGAGGACACUACAUUACUUAUGAUGGCCUGCGUUAUGAAUUUGAAGGAGACUGUGAAUACAUUGCAACACAGGACAACUGUAAAGAUCCAUCCAAGAAUAGCACCUUCAGUGUCAUCACUGAAAACGUGCCUUGUGGAACAACUGGUGUGACUUGCUCAAAAUCCAUCAAAGUUUAUCUUGGGGAAACUGAACUUAAACUGGGCGAUGGAAAAGUUCAGCUCCAGCCACUUAAAAAAGAACAAAAAGUAACCUAUAAGGUCCACAGGAUUGGCAUAUACUAUGCUGUUGAAACUGACAUUGGACUUACUCUUUUAUGGGACCGACGGACCACUGUUUACAUCACUCUAGCCCCAGAUUACAAGGGACAAGUCUGUGGUUUAUGUGGAAACUUUGAUGACAACACGAAAAAUGACUUUACCACUAGAAAUCAGGUCAUUGUGGUGAGCCCAAUGGAAUUUGGGAACAGCUGGAAGGUUUCCAGUUCCUGUCCUAAUGUUGAUGUUGACGUAGACCCCUGUUCCAUCUCUCCUCACCGAAAGAACUGGGCACAAAUGCAAUGUAAAAUCCUUUUGGGUGAUGUGUUCAAGGCUUGUCACUGCAUGGUGAACCCUCUUCCUUACUAUGAGGCGUGUGUUCAUGAUUCCUGCGCCUGUGAUGCUGGAGGAGACUGUGAGUGCCUCUGCACAGCCAUUGCUGCUUAUGCUGCAGCCUGCAAUCAUGUUAACGUGUGCAUAAACUGGAGAAAUGAAGACCUCUGCCCUGUCUGCUGUGAAAGUCAAAAUCACACAAAUGCUUGCGAGUGGCACUAUAGUCCGUGCCAUACUGGCUGCUAUAAAACCUGUGAAAAUCCACAUGGCAUCUGCAAUUCUACAUUCCCACAUUUGGAAGGAUGCUUCCCUCAGUGUCCUCCAGAUAGACCAAUCUUCCAUGAGAAAAAUAAUACCUGCGUAGCUGAAGAGAAGUGUGGUUGUGAAAUCAACGGCAACCACUAUAACCCUGGUGACAAAGUUCCCACUGAUGAACCAUGUGUGGAAUGUAUUUGCACAUCAUAUGAGGGUAAAAAGUGCAUCAGAGAUGAAACUUGCAUCCCAAAUUGUAGUUGGACAGAAUGGUUUGAUGAGCACUACCCAGAUAAUACAGGAGAAUACGAAUUAGUAGAAAAUAUUAAAGAUCUGAAAUGUGAAAAAAUUGAGAAGGUGGAAUGCAGAUCUGUCCCCUUUCCUGAAAUAAGCCUAGAGGAUCUGGGCCAAACAGUCACAUGUGACAAUAAAGGACUGACAUGCUACCAUAAAAAUCAGACAAAGUUCCCACCAAAAUGUUAUAACUAUGAAAUACGAGUAUGGUGCUGCACUCCAUGUGAAACAACGCCAAACACUCCCACAAGCACAGAAAGUACCACAACUCCAACCACCACCACAACAACAGAAUCUCCAACCACCAUCAUAAUAGAACCUACAACAACUCCAACCACUACCACAACAGAAUCUACAACAACUCCAACCACCAUCAUAACAGAACAUAUAACAACUCCAACCACCACCACAACAGAAUCUACAACAACUCCGACCACCACCACCACAACAGAAUCUACAACAACUCCAACCACCACCACCACAACAACAACAGAAUCUACAACAACUCCAACCACCACCACAACAACAACAGAAUCGACAACAACUCCAACCACCACCACAGAAAGUACAACAACUCCAACCAGCACCACCACAACAACAACUACAACAACAGAAUCUACAACAACUCCAACCACAACAACAGAAUCUACAACAACUCCAACCACCACCACCACAACAGAAUCUACAACAACUCCAACUACAACAACAGAAUCUACAACAACUCCAACCACCACCACAACCACAGAAUCCACCACAACUCCAACCACAACAACAGAAUCCACAACAACUCCAACCACCACAACAACAGAAUCUACAACAACUCCAACCACAACCACAACAACAGAAUCUACAACAACUCCAACCACCACCACCACAACAGAAUCUACCACAACUCCAACUACAACAACAGAAUCUACAACAACUCCAACCACCACCACAACCACAGAAUCCACCACAACUCCAACCACAACAACAGAAUCCACAACAACUCCAACCACCACAACAACAGAAUCUACAACAACUCCAACCACAACCACAGAAUCCACAACAACUCCAACCACAACCACAGAAAGUACAACAACUCCAACCACAACCACAGAAAGUACAACAACUCCAACCACCACCACGACAACAACAGAAAAAUCCACAACAUCUCCAACCACAACAACAGAAUCAACAACAACUCCAACCACCACCACAACAGAAUCAACAACAACUCCAACCACCACCACAACAACAGAAUCUACAACAACUCCAACCACAACCACAGAAAAAUCUACAACAACUCCAACCACCACUACAACAACAGAAUCUACAACAACUCCAACCACAACCACAGAAAGUACAACAACUCCAACCACCACGACAACAACAGAAUCUACAACAACUCCAACCACCACCACCACAACAACAGAAUCUACAACAACUCCAACCACCACCACGACAACAACAGAAUCUACAACAAGUCCAACCACCACCACCACCACAACAACAGAAUCUACAACAACUCCAACCACCACCACCACCACAACAACAGAAUCUACAACAACUCCAACCACCACCACAACAACAGAAUCUACAACAACUCCAACCACCACCACGACAACAACAGAAUCUACAACAAGUCCAACCACCACCACCACAACAACAGAAUCUACAACAACUCCAACCACAACCACAGAAAGCACAACAACACCAACCACCACCACAACAACAACUACAGAAUCUACCACAACACCGACCACCACCACAACCACAGAAACAACUACAACACCAACUACUACCACAACACCAAUUAUGACAACACCAGAAUUUUGUCCACCUGGAGAGAUUAUUGAGAUCUGUAACUGCACCAUGGUAAUGUGUCUUGAAAACAACACCCUUCAGUAUAUUCCUUAUAAUUGUACCCCACCUGAGAAAUUCACUUGUGCAAGUGGAAGGCCUUCUAACACUGUAAUGGAUGAAAAAUUCUGCUGCAAAACAGAGGUUUGUGAUUGUUACUGCACUGGCUUUGGAGACCCACAUUACAUUACAUUUGAUGGACAAUACUAUAGUCAUCAAGGGAACUGUACCUAUCUGCUAGUAGAAGAGAUUCAUUCCAAUUAUGACAAUUUCAAGAUUUACAUUGAUAACGUUCAUUGUGAUAUUCGUGACCGAGUGUCUUGUCCACGCUCCAUCAUUGUAUCCUUUGAAAGCCUGGUCAUUGAAUUGAAGAACAUGGAAACAAACGGGCGUGUGAAACUGAAGGUAAGCGAGGAUAGAAAAGAAGUGCAGCUGCCAUUCAAGAGAUAUGGAAUGAAGGUUUACAGCUCAGGUCUGAACCUCAUUCUCGAAAUCCCAAAAGCAGAUAUAGAAGUGACCUUCAAUGGAAUUGCCUUUACAAUUAAGUUGCCUUACCAGAAAUUUGGAAACAAUACUCAAGGACAAUGCGGAACCUGCAACAACAACAGAGCUGAUGACUGCCUACUGCCAGGUGGACAGCUUGUGGACAGUUGUGAGGUGAUGGCGGACUACUGGCUUGUGAAAGACCCCAAUAAGGCUCAUUGCACCCCCCCAACGCUGCUACCAACUGUCCCUCCAUCAAAACCUACUGUGAAACCCACUGGAGUACCAUGCACUGCCAACUCCCUCUGCCAGAUUAUCAAAAGCAGUGUGUUUGAAGACUGUCACAAAUUACUGUCUCCAGAUCCUUACUAUAAAGCUUGUAUUUUUGAUGGCUGUGCAAUGCCACACACAGAUAUUGAGUGUUCCAGUCUGCAGAACUAUGCUUCCAUGUGUUCCAGCGUGGGUGUUUGUUUGUACUGGAGAAAUUUCACCAACAACAGAUGUCCAUCCACCUGUCCUGCAACAAAAAUAUAUAAGCCCUGUGGACCAGUGGAACAAGACACUUGUACACAACGGUCAACUGAUGUUAGCAACCUGAAGACAGAAGGAUGUUUCUGCCCAGAUGGAACCACUUUGUUCAGUCCAAACUCUGACAUCUGCGUGAAGAAAUGUGGAUGCCUUGAUCCCAAUAAUGUACCUCGGGAGUUUGGAGAGAAGUUUGCAUACAACUGCCAGGACUGCAUUUGUGAUGAGGACACAAAGACUGUCAAGUGUGUAGAUCAUUCAUGCCCUGUCAUCCCAGAACCCAACUGCAAUGACCCAGGCUUUGUGCUUUCCAACGAGACAAGUGUGGAUGAUCCUUGCUGCACAGAACUGAUCUGCAGAUGCAACAUUUCUUUGUGCAAACCAAAUGACCUAAAAUGCAGCACUGGAUUCCAGUUAGUUACAAAAAUAGAAGAAGGGAAAUGCUGCCUUGUCUACACCUGUGAGCCAAAGGAUGUUUGUGUCCUCAAUUCUGUGGAAUACCAGGUUGGAGUUCCUGUUCCGCUAGAUAAAUGCCAGACAUGUGUCUGCAGCAAGGAAAUUGAUCCUAAAGAUAAACUACACAUCAUUAACUGUGUGCCUAUGAUAUGUGUUGAGACUUGUGAGCCGGGAUUCAGAUAUCACCCAUCAAAGGAGGAGUGCUGUGGCAAGUGUAUCCAGGAACAAUGUUUUAUACAGUACAAUGGAACCAAUCAGCUGAUCAAGCCUGGUGAAACAUGGUCUCCUGAGCACGAUAAAUGCUCUGUACACAGUUGCAUCCACAUCAAAGAUACCUUCAUAUCAACUGUAGCAAAUAUCGUGUGUCCUCCGUUCCAUCCUGAAAACUGCCAGCCAGGAACUAUACAGACUGCUCCUGAUGGCUGUUGUAAAACAUGUCUGGAGAAGAACAAGUCCUGCAAGCUUCAGACAAUUACCAGCUUUAUAACUGAUAAGGGAUGCAAGUCUUUACAACCCAUUGACAUGACAUUCUGUGAGGGUGCCUGUGACACUUACUCCAAAUACUCUGCCUCAGCAGCCAGCAUGCAGCAUAGAUGUACUUGCUGCCAGGAGGUGAAGACCCACAAUGAAACCAUCAGUUUGGCCUGCAGCGAUGGAACCAUUAAGCCUUAUAAUUACAUCUACGUGGACAAGUGCGACUGUCGCACCACUUCUUGUGGGCCUGACUUCAAGAGAACAAGGACCCGGAGAUACCUUCCGAAAAUUGCAAGUGAGGAGUUUCAUUGAAAACGCUAUAAACACCGGAAUGAAUUUUGUCAUUUUGACCGCGCACUAGUUUUCUGAAUGAAAUCUCUAUUUAUUGUUCUUUCGCUUCAUGUUAUUAAUGUCAGCUGCUAAUUAGUCACUUUUUUCAUGUGUUAAAAGUAGAUGUUAAAGCCUUGCAUAUUAAUCAAUAAAUCUUACUUUCCUAGCAAAUAAAAACAAUGUGAAAUAUUCUUGUCUAA
This is a messenger RNA of Erpetoichthys calabaricus (reedfish), 8087 nucleotides long. RefSeq names its product mucin-2-like. Gene Ontology annotation, molecular function: protein binding. The record is from RefSeq and is a predicted model, not a curated record. Bases 46 to 7869 code for a protein of 2607 amino acids. NCBI's taxonomy places the organism in Eukaryota, Metazoa, Chordata, Cladistia, Polypteriformes, Polypteridae. Gene Ontology annotation, cellular component: extracellular matrix. The transcript has 48 exons.